This is a messenger RNA of Nezara viridula (southern green stink bug), 2805 nucleotides long. NCBI's taxonomy places the organism in Eukaryota, Metazoa, Arthropoda, Insecta, Hemiptera, Pentatomidae. The record is from the annotation of a GenBank genome assembly.
CAAGCCGCAGCAUGGGGAGUAUCGUCCAGAAGUUAAUCAUAGCAGCGACUAUCGGUGCAGCUUUGGCGUAUGAUCGACCUCCUGAAACUCACCCGUCCGACAUAACAUCCAUUAAUAAUCUGUUAAAGGAUAAGAAUGGGAUCGAAACUAUUAUUCUUAGGGUAAUAAAAAAGAUCAGCGACAAGGGAGCAUUGCCACACGAUUUUCCACAUCAAGAUUAUUUGCGGCUUCUUAGUGCCCAUCGAGCUAUUUCAGAAGACUUAGGAAGCGUGGAAUUGUCUGCAGAACAAACGAAAGUAAAUGAAUUCAGAGAAGGUGAGGAUGGUGAAUUCGGUAAAAAGUUAACCGAUUCUGAAAAAAAUAUUGCAAACGAAAAAGAGGCCCAAUCUAGAAGCUCUGAUUAUGAAAAAUAUUACAUUAGCCCUAAUGAACCCGCCACAAGUGAAUUAGAUAACGUUGAACCACAGAAUGAUGAACCUGAGAAAAGUGAACCCGAGAAAAGUGAGCCGGAGAAAAUCGAUGAUACACCAAGUAAUACAGAUGUCGAAUCUACGACAAAAACUGGUGAGGGACAGUCUGAAACCAUUCCUCCACCAAACGGAAAUGAAGAGUCGAAAGAAUCCCAAACUGAGGAACCGCCUGUAACUGUCCAACCGAUCUCUACCAUCCAACCAGAAACCCAAACCUAUCCAAGUGCCGAAGUACAGCAGGACAACGAUUUCGGAGGUUAUAGGUAUCAACCGGUACAAAAUAUUCAGGAUUCAGAGAAAUCAGACAGCACUGUAAUAACACAGUACCCAAGUUCAGCAAAUGAGAAUUACAUAACAAGGGAGGGAAGAAAAACCGAGUCUAACUAUUAUCAGGUCGAAACUCCAGAACGGACAGAGUUGGGAGAGGAAUCAGUUAUUUUGCAAAAGAGUGAAGAAGACCAGCCUGAAAGUAACGUUCUGUCUGUCCAGUCUAACAAUGAAGAGAGAAUUAAACCAUUUUCUGUACAAUAUGAUUUUGUUCCUUCAGCGGUAGACUCGAAAUUGGUUCCGACUAAACCGACCCCAGGAAGUGACAUAGUCGUGAUGGGCCCUACUCCAAUAGAUAUACCUGACGCACAAUAUCAAGAUGAGAAUACAACUCCACUUUUAUCAUUAUCAUUUAGGAGAAAUAUUUCAAAAACAGUGGAAAAAGAAAGAGAGGAGAAGAAAAAUAAAUUUGAAAACGUACGACAUACAGUUGAGUUUGCUGCUUCUCCCCUUGUGGCAGCAUUUACUGUACAACAAGACGAUAAAGGGAUACCAAGAAACAUUGUACCGUUAGAUUAUGCUCACUCUACUGCUCCGCCUGCACCUACAGAGGACCCAGAAAUUGUAGCUCGGAGACAAAGAGAACUUGAAGAAAAAGAAUUCAUCCUUUAUCAACAGCUAAAAUCUCUACAACAGGAGAAGUCCAGGUAUAUAUCUCCUUCCCAACAGAGACAAAUAAUGUUACAGAAAAAACAAGAAGAAAUGAAAAGGCAGCAAACACACUACAACAAUCUGAACUAUUAUUAUCACCAUAGUUAUCAAAGGAGGCCGGAACCUGUGCAAAGUGAACAACUGAGGCAGCAAGUUUACCAAGGGCCCUCUGAGUAUUUAAGGUACCAGGAAUUUCCACGCCAAAUGUUGAAUCUAAACAGGAACAAUUUUCAACCGAGCCAAGGAUUUGAAUUCCAUAAAAGUGUCGAUUACAGCGUUCCUCAGUAUGAGCAUAACAGAGUUCAUAGAAGAGAACCAACAAAUCAGAUUGGCAACUUCGGCUAUAACAACUACCCAUCUACAGUUUCAGGACAAAUACAGAGUCUUUUAAGUUCUUCAGGAAUCGGUUAUGGAUUGCCCAGAAACACACAAGCAGAUCUCAGUGUUGUAACAAAAAUUUUGGCUCUAAAUCAUGGAGGGUUCGAACCAACAUCUAAUGUAGCGUAUAGACAAAAUCAAAAUUCGAUACCAUAUAAAUGAUUUCCAACAUUAAAAAAAAAAAAAAUCAUGCCAUAUAACUUUAGAAGUCAUUUCUAAACUAUUAUUGUAUUAACCAGUCACUUAAUCACUACGUUGCUGAAAGAAUUUUGGAUUCUGCUUAUUGAAAAGAUCUGUUAUUCGUUAGAGUUUAUUUCUUCUAAACUAUAGUCUUUCUUUGGCUGGUUUUAAUCAAAAACAUAGCUUAAGACAAAAAACUUGAUUUAAUGGCCCUUGUAACAAGUAUAACUUGUCAUCAAGUUGCUACAAGUGAUCAUGAAAUAUGUAUGAAAGCAAACAUUUAAGAAUCAUACUAAGAGGAGGUGAUUUGUUCUUUUUUCAAACCUUAAAAUCAGAAAAUGUUUCACUUUAAAAUACAUAUCUGUUAAAGGUGAUUGGCAGUGUAUUUAAUGUUAGCAAGUACAAACCAUUUAUUUAUUGCUUAAAUUUAAGACUUAUUUGUAAAUAUUAUAAUUAAAACUUCUCACCAGUUAUUAUAAUAAAAUAAGUAUAUUUUGUCAACUGUUUAAUUAAGUAUAAUUAGGUACUAACUUAGUUAUAGAGUCUGAAAAAAAUCUUAUUGAUAUAUUUUCUGUUAGUGUAAUAUAGUUCUCUUCGUUUUUUCAAUAAGUAUCAAAUAUAAUUUGUGUAAAUAAAUCAAAAUAUACUAUUUUUGUAAAACAAUGAUAAUAAAUUUUUUGUCUAAUAAAAUUUAUAUUCAUUUUCCUAGUCCUCAUAACUUACAUGUAAUUUCAGAAUAUUUUCAAUUAAAUAAAAAAACAUUAGUAUAGUGUUAAGUUAAUAAUCACAAAAUCAUCUC